This is a messenger RNA of Octopus sinensis (East Asian common octopus), 2139 nucleotides long. RefSeq names its product serine/threonine-protein phosphatase 2A 55 kDa regulatory subunit B alpha isoform. Gene Ontology annotation, biological process: peptidyl-serine dephosphorylation. Gene Ontology annotation, cellular component: cytosol; protein phosphatase type 2A complex. Gene Ontology annotation, molecular function: protein phosphatase regulator activity; protein binding. The transcript is spliced from 9 exons. Bases 372 to 1889 code for a protein of 505 amino acids. The record is from RefSeq and is a predicted model, not a curated record. NCBI's taxonomy places the organism in Eukaryota, Metazoa, Mollusca, Cephalopoda, Octopoda, Octopodidae.
UUUUUACACAACAUUUUAAACCAGUUAACGACGUUAAUUAUUAGUUUUAUAACAAGUAUUUCAUUUAUUGAGUUUCAGUAACACAGAUAUACAUUUUAUAUAUUCUCUUAUGUUUGUUCGAGUCGUCUUCUAAGUAAAAACAUAGAAAUUUUAUGCAUCGAAGCCUGUCGUUCAUGUCUGGUUUACCUCCCUUAUACAUAACGAACGCUCCCUUCAACGUCCGCUUAAUUUCACUUCCUGUUUAAUGACAUUUUUUUUAUUAAAGGAGCGUUUAUCGCCUCUUUGUUUAUUAAUCACAAAAUCCUCGAGUUUACAGUUGUAGAAGUGUCAAUCUUCGCACACAUUUAACAUUUGUAAACUACUAAUUAAUAAUGAUAUGGGACUACCGUCUGAGGUCCUCUACACGUAACAACCAGAUGAAAACUGCAGAAAAUGGUAAUGGUGGGGAGAUCCAGUGGUGUUUUUCUCAAGUGAAAGGUACCAUAGAGGAAGAUAUCACUGAAGCCGACAUUAUUUCAUGUGUAGAGUUUAAUAGUGAUGGAGAACUAUUAGCCACUGGUGACAAAGGUGGACGGGUUGUCAUUUUCCAACAUGACAAAUCUAUUGAUGCUAUCAACUCAGACUCCAUGAUUGCAGAAUCGGAACCUGGAACUGCCUCCCUCAUGCCUGACAAUGUGGACAAGGAUAAUGAGUCCCCGCCAACUUUGAAUUUAGCGUGCUCGCAGAACAGUCAGUUAGCUGUACCAGUCCGCGGUGAAUAUAAUGUGUAUAGUACUUUCCAAAGCCAUGAACCUGAAUUCGACUAUCUGAAAAGUCUUGAGAUAGAAGAGAAAAUUAACAAAAUCAAAUGGCUUAGGAGAACCAACCCAGCCCACUUUUUACUUUCUACUAAUGAUAAGACAAUAAAAUUGUGGAAGGUGACAGAACGCGAUAAGCGACCGGAAGGUUACAACCUGAAAGAUGAAGGUGGUCUGUCUCGGGACUCCACCAACAUCACAGCUUUACGUGUCCCAGUAUUCAAACCUAUGGAGCUGUUAGUGGAGGCGAGUCCGCGGCGUAUUUUUGCUAAUGCUCACACUUAUCACAUCAAUUCCAUUUCUGUCAACAGUGAUCAGGAGACUUAUUUAUCAGCUGAUGACCUUAGGAUCAAUUUAUGGCAUUUAGAAGUAACUGAUCAAAGUUUCAAUAUUGUUGAUAUCAAACCUGCUAAUAUGGAGGAGUUGACAGAAGUUAUAACUGCAGCUGAAUUCCACCCAACAGAAUGCAGUCUAUUUGUAUAUAGCAGUAGUAAAGGAACUAUCAGAUUAUGUGAUAUGAGGGCACAAGCCUUGUGUGACCGACAUGCAAAACUAUUUGAAGAACCAGAAGAUCCAACAAACCGAAGCUUUUUCUCAGAAAUCAUCUCUAGUAUAUCAGAUGUAAAGUUUAGUCAUAACGGCCGAUACAUGAUAACGAGAGAUUAUCUGUCUGUAAAAGUUUGGGAUUUGCAGAUGGAUUCCCGGCCGAUAGAAACUUAUCAAGUGCACGAAUACCUCCGCAAUAAGCUUUGCUCACUAUAUGAAAAUGACUGUAUAUUUGAUAAAUUUGAAUGUGCUUGGAGUGGAGGUGACCGGUACAUUAUGACUGGUUCUUACAACAAUUUCUUUCGCAUGUUCGACAGAGAAACUAAACGUGAUAUAACUUUAGAGGCUUGCCGUGAAAAUAUGAGAACAAGGACUAUAUUAAAACCUAGGAAAGUUUGUACUGGCAGCAAGCGUAAGAAAGACGAAAUAAGCGUCGACUGUUUAGACUUUAGCAAAAAGAUUCUUCACACAGCCUGGCAUCCUUUGGAAAACAUUCUGGCUGUAGCUGCUACUAAUAAUUUGUAUAUUUUCCACAGUAAAGAUUAGCAAUUAGUGCUAUUUUUUAGUAGGAUUUUUUCCCUUUUUUUUUCCUCUCCCUCUCUUUCCUCUGUCAUAAUUUUUUUUCUCUUUCUCUCUCCCUCUCUCUUUCUCUCUCCAAAUUGAGACAAUUUUGAACUGCCAAACCAGCCAGCAACUCGAUUUUGUCUUUUUCUGAUUGACGAAAUAGUGGAAUUAUUAAGAUAAAAAAAAAAAAAGAAAAAGAAACAAACCAAAAAAAAAAAACAACCCAAAAAAA